Didymella exigua CBS 183.55 is the source of this 1758-nucleotide messenger RNA. RefSeq names its product dihydroxyacetone kinase. Gene Ontology annotation, cellular component: cytosol. Gene Ontology annotation, biological process: glycerol catabolic process. NCBI's taxonomy places the organism in Eukaryota, Fungi, Ascomycota, Dothideomycetes, Pleosporales, Didymellaceae. The record is from RefSeq and is a predicted model, not a curated record. The transcript has 5 exons. Gene Ontology annotation, molecular function: glycerone kinase activity; ATP binding. Bases 1 to 1758 code for a protein of 585 amino acids.
AUGUCGUCAAAACACUUCAUCCAUGACCCCACGCACCUCGUCCGCACCGCGCUGCUCUCCAUUCCCCGCACCAACCCCGCCGUCCGCUGCGACAUCGAAAACAAGAUCAUCUACACCGCAAAUGCCAAGGCGCAGGUCAGCAUCGUCUCCGGCGGCGGCUCCGGCCACGAACCCUCCUUCUCCUCCUUCGUGGGGCCCGGGCUUCUCAGCGGCGCCGUGGCAGGCACCAUCUUCGCCUCGCCCAGCGCCGAGCAGGUGCGUCGGUGCAUUCUGCACCGGGUCAGCAAAGAGAAGGGUGUGUUGGUCGUGGUGAUGAACUACACGGGCGAUGUGUUGAACUUUGGCAUGGCGGUUGAGAAAGCGCGCGCGGCGGGGAUCGAGGUUGAUAUGGUAGUUGUGGGGGACGAUGCGGGGGUUGGGCGGGAAAGGGGCGGCAAGGUGGGAAGAAGAGGGAUUGCGGGGACGGUGCUUGUGCAGAAAGUUGCUGGUGCUCUGGCGGCGCGUGGGGCGAGCCUUGAGGAUGUCACGAGAGUUGCGCAGAUUGUUGCUGACAACACUGUCUCGAUUGGCAGCUCGUUGAGCCACGUGCAUGUCCCUGGACGCAGAGAGCCGGAGGACGAUGAGUUGAAGGAGGGCGAGGUCGAGAUUGGAAUGGGUAUUCACAACGAGCCUGGGUCUGAGCGCAAGUUGACUGACCUGCCUGGCUUGGUGAAGACGAUGUUGGAGCACUGCCUGAAUACCGUAGACCAGGAUCGCAGCUUCUCGAGCAUCAGCGAAAAGGACGAGGUAGUACUUCUGGUCAACAACCUCGGCGGUGUCAGCCCGCUGGAAUUAGCAGGCAUUACGAACGAGGUUGUCGAGCAGCUGGAGGGUAGCUACAAGAUCAAACCUGUCCGGAUAUUGUCAGGGACAUUCAUGACGAGUCUGAACGGCCUCGGCUUCAGCAUCAGUCUGUUGAAGGUGGCAGGCCUGCAGCUCAGCGGCGGUCCCUCCCUGUUGGAGCUGCUGGACGCCCCGGCCGAGGCAAGUGGCUGGUCGGCAGCCAUCAGCAGCGGCACCUGGCAGAUGCGAGGGCAGGCGGCGCAAGAGGAGAAGCAGACAGAUGCUGAGGACAUCCAGCCCAGCACUCUCAGAGCUGACCCAACACAAGCUAAAUCAGCACUGAAGACGGCGUUAGAGCGAAUCAUCUCAGUCGAGCCAGACGUCACGAAGUAUGACACAAUAGUCGGCGACGGGGAUUGCGGCAUUGGCCUGAAGCGUGGCGCAGAGUCAAUUCUCAAGAUGCUGGAAACGUCGAAGAGCACAGACGACGUCUUAAUUCUCCUCAACAAUAUCAUCCAGGUUGUCGAGGUCUCAAUGGACGGAACAAGUGGGGCCAUCUACGCCAUCUUCCUGAACGCGCUUGCCCACGGACUGCGUCAAAAUGCACCUUCCUCUCCAGGACCAGUUACGCCUGAGAUCUGGGCCAAGGCCCUUGACUCAUCGCUCAAGGCGCUCGGCAAGUACACGCCAGCUCAGCCCGGCGAUCGGACCUUGAUUGAUGCCUUGGACCCCUUCGUCCAGACAUUGUCGAAGACGGGUAGUAUCGACGAGGCGGCCGCAGCCGCACAGAAGGGAGCACAAGGGACAAAGGGUAUGAAGGCGAGCUUAGGCAGAACCGUGUACGUCGGAGGUCAAGGAUUCCAGGAGGUUCCAGAUCCCGGUGCCCAUGGUCUUGCUGAACUACUGCUGGGCCUGAGUGAGGGUUUGAAGAAGUGA